AUGUCUUAUCAGGCGCCGUCCUCCAACAUUACUUCUCAAUUGAACAACGAUACUUCCUUGCGUGACAGCGUAAAUCAAGCAGCCAAAGAACGACGACAACAACGACGAAGAGUACGUCAACAAGACUUUGAUAAAGGAAGCAACAGCAACUACAACAGCAUCAGCAAUAGGAGCAUCACAUCACCAGACAACAAAAUGAUGAUUUCCUCCUCAAUACACAGUGCUGAUGAUUCGGAUUCGGCAAGACGAAAGACACGAAAGCACGGCAAACCGAGCAAAACUUAUUCAGGUGACAUUCACAUAUCAUCAUCCUCCAACAACAGCAGCAACAACAACAAUAGUGGAUCUAUUCUUUGGACGGUCCUCGUUGUCGGAUUGAUCUUUUGUGUAUUGGAUGUGGGAUACAUCAUGUACUUUGUGGAAUAUCAUCCAGAUUUGUGGGCCGAUUUGCCCAACCGAUUCAAUGCUGUCCUUCCACCCAAGUUGACUCCUCUCAAAACGCAAAAGCCAGUCUUGAAUCGACAGGUAGAAUCCAAAGACGGAAGCCUCAAUGCCGAUGCGGAUACCGCCAAGAUGAUUCAGGAAAAACAACCAAUUAUCAAAUUGAUUCAAGAUGCCAAUGUACCAUUUGAUCCAUUGGUGGACACGGAACUCUUGAAUGAUCUUCCGACCUGGAGUGAAAUUACAGGAAUGUACGGGGAGAAACCUGUCAUUCAUGGAUUGGAAAUGUGUGAACCAUUUCGGACUCAUUCCGAUCCUGCUGAUCAUUUUGUGAGUACGGCAGGUACAUUCAACUCGGGAACAAAUCUCAUGGCCGAACUGCUGAUUGCCAAUUGUCGCAUGACAGAAAGAAUGAAGAAAUAUGGUGCCAUCAAUCGGGGAAUUAGAUGGCAAGUGCCAUGGGGAAAACAUACGCCACCCGGUGAUAAUGAAUACCGACAAACGCACAAGACAGAUAAGGAUAAGAAUAUUGACGCCAACGAUAUUCUUCCAGCUGUCACCAUUAGAGAUCCAUUGGUUUGGUUGCAAAGUAUGUGCCGGCACCACUACGCUGCUCGAUGGCCGCAUACUGAGAACCAUUGUCCAGACUUUACACUUCCCAAUAUCAAGGCGGUUGUCCAUUACGCUGAAAUGAGCAAGAGCCACGAUUCCAUCUUGCACCUAUGGAACGAUUGGUACACGGAAUAUCGUACGGCAACCUUUCCACAUUUGAUUGUAAGGUUUGAAGAUUUGGUCUUUCAUCCCGAAGAUGUUACCAAACAAGUUUGCGAAUGCGCAGGUGGCCAAAUGCGAAAGGAUAAAAAGUUCAUUUACAUUGUCGAUUCGGCCAAAAAGGGAUUGGCUGCUCAUGGAAAGAACCGAACGGGAUACGUGGAUGCCAUUGUCAAGUACGGAAGUGCUGCCCGACGAUAUGACGGAUACGAAUACAAGGAAGAUUUGGAGUACAUUCGAAAAAAUGUCGAUCCAGAACUCAUGAAAGCCAUGCAAUAUCCGGACAUUGAUCCCAAUCAUAAUGUGUAG
Messenger RNA from Cylindrotheca closterium, 1521 nucleotides. The record is from the annotation of a GenBank genome assembly. Lineage: Eukaryota; Bacillariophyta; Bacillariophyceae; Bacillariales; Bacillariaceae.